Episyrphus balteatus (marmalade hoverfly) is the source of this 1236-nucleotide messenger RNA. RefSeq names its product thioredoxin domain-containing protein. Bases 116 to 1030 code for a protein of 304 amino acids. The transcript is spliced from 5 exons. The record is from RefSeq and is a predicted model, not a curated record. Lineage: Eukaryota; Metazoa; Arthropoda; Insecta; Diptera; Syrphidae.
AACAUUCUUCAGGUCACAGGUGGUUUCGGUUUUGGCUUUUGGUUGAUUUCUUGCACAUUGCUCCGAUAUUUAUUUCGUUUUAUAUUUUGUAAAAAAUAAAUAAAACUACAUAAACAUGAAAUUAAUUCCAUUAGUAAUCUUCAUAAGUAGCCUCCUAAUUGGCACAACAUAUUCUGUUGAAAUUGAAGCUGUAGAUGAUUCCGACCUUGUGCACUUGAUUACCGGCGAAGACAACGUCAUCGCCUUAUUCACCAAAUCCAAUUGUGAAUCUUGCGAUGAGCUCGAAACCAUUUUGGAAAACAUUCAAGAUGAUCUCAAAGAUCAUCUCUCCGCUAUCAUUGUCAAAUCAAUGAAUAGUCAUAUGGUGGGAAUCUAUAAUCCUAGCAAGGAACCGGCUCUAGUUUAUUUCCGUCGUGGUUUGCCACUACUUUAUCAUGGCCCAAUCACAGAAGACGAUAUAAUGCAUACGUUCGGCGAGAAUCGUGAUCCUGUGGUCAAGGAGUUGUCUGAUAAUAACUUUGAACAUCUUACACAAGCAGCAACAGGUGCCACAACUGGGGACUGGUUUGUCUUUUUCUAUUCAAAUGAUUGUGUUAUUUGUCAGCGAUUGUAUGCUGUCUGGGAAGCUGUUGGAGCAGCACUUAAACGUCGUUUAACUGUAGCUCGUAUAAACAGAUCAGAAUAUGGAAUUGCCACUGCCAAGAGAUUCAAUGUAAGGGAAUCUCCUGAAUUCUUAUACAUUCGUCAAGGUAAAUACUAUCGUUAUCGAUUGAAGGAUUACACUCCAAAGAGCUUUAUUGAGUUUGCUCAAAAUAUCCAUCUGCAAAAGACAAAACCAGAAGCUGUUCCUCCACUAUCAAGUCCAAUGAAUGAUUUCCUAAAUGAUAACGUGAAGACUAUUUUGGAUCAUCCUCAGCUUUAUUCAUAUGGAAUAGUUGGUAUUGCAGUUGCAGGUUUAACUGCACUUUUGUGCAAGUUUUUAUGCUCAAAAAAGGCAACCAAAAACGCCGAAAAGAAAAAAGCUAAAUAAUUUAUCUCAAAUAAUUUUUCUUUUGUUUAAUUUAAAUAAACCGUCCCUUAUCAUUCCAAAUAUCAAAAACAUAUGUGUAAGGAACUUAACUUUCCUAAAUUUAUAUUUUUUAAGCUUAAAAUUUCUAAUUUCGUGAUAUUUUUUUUUAUAAAUAUGUACUUGUGCAACAUUUUUGUCAAUAAAAUUUUUCUAUAUUUCUUAUAAAA